This is a messenger RNA of Pimephales promelas (fathead minnow), 6859 nucleotides long. The record is from RefSeq and is a predicted model, not a curated record. Lineage: Eukaryota; Metazoa; Chordata; Actinopteri; Cypriniformes; Leuciscidae.
GUGCGCCCCUGCUGUUGGAUGUGAGCUGCUGUUGUGUGUGUUUUCUCUCUCAUGGAGGUUUUUCAGGAACUAACAGGAAAGCAGGAGAAACUCUGAAAACUUUAAACGCCCGAGCGGUGCGUGCGUGCGGCUGACGCGCGGCCCCUGCGCCGCGUUAAUUCGCAGUGGAUCCGGGAGUGUGUGUUUUGUGAGGGUUCCUUGAUUCCGCGAUGGCCGGAGCGAGUGUGUGGUAUCACCGGGAUCUGAGUCGCGCCGCGGCGGAGGAGUUGCUCGCGCGAGCCGGGCGCGAUGGGAGUUUCCUGGUGCGGGACAGCGAGAGCGUCAACGGCGCCUACGCGUUAUGCGUGCUGUUUCAGAAACACGUUCACACAUACAGGAUCCUGCCUGACGAGGAGAACUUUCUGGCGGUGCAGACGUCUCAGGGUGUUCAGCCGAAGCGGUUUAAGACUCUUCCUGAGUUGGUUCAGUUGUAUCUUCAGCCCAGUCAAGGUCUGGUGACCACACUACAGUUCCCAGUGGAGAGAGAGGAGACCACAGAGGAGAGAGAUUACUCUGAUGGUGAAGAUGAGAAGCCCCCCCUCCCCCCUCGCACCGCCUCCACAAGCUCCGUCCUCGGUACCACAGGCUCCGCCCCCGUCAGUCAGGACACGCCCCCUGAGAAUGUGACGGCGUCGAACGGCUUGAGCACGAUCUCUCACGAGUAUCUGAAGGGAAGUUACGCUCUGGAUCUGGAGGCGGUGAAACAGGGAGCGAAUAACCUUCCUCACCUCAACAAAACACUGGUGUCGUCCUGCAAACGGCUGCAUGGGGAGGUGGAUAAGGUUCUCUGUGGCCUGGAGAUUCUGUCCAAGGUCUUCGAUCAGCAAAGCGCCUCCAUGGUGUCCAGAAUGAUCCAGCAGUCCAUGUCUCAGGGUGGAGAUCAAGAGCUGGAGCAUCUGGUCACCAAACUGGCCAUCCUUAAGGAUCUGCUGUCAUCUAUAGAGAAGAAGGCUCUGAAGGUGGUUCAGGACAUGAGCUCAUCCGCUCUGACCGUGUCUCCGCUGAUGUCCAUCCGACACAAAUCCAUUCCUGUGCAAACCUUUGAGGUGAAACUGGACGUGUAUCUGGCUGACCUGACGAAGAUCGGGAAGAGUCAGAAGUACUCGCUGAGUGUGGAUGUGGAGGGAGGAAAGCUGGUUGUGAUGAAGAAAAUGAAGGAUGCGCAGGAGGACUGGAACACGUUCACACACGACAAGAUUCGGCAGCUGAUUAAGUCUCAGCGUGUUCAAAAUAAACUGGGAAUCGUCUUUGAGAAGGAAAAAGACAAAAGCCAAAGGAAAGAUUUCAUCUUUGCCAGCGCAAAAAAAAGGGAAGCGUUCUGCCAACUCCUGCAACUCAUGAAGAACAAACAUUCCAAUCAGGACGAGCCCGACAUGAUCUCCGUCUUCAUCGGGACAUGGAACAUGGGCGGCGUUCCUGCUCCUAAAUCGAUGGGAUCGUGGAUCUCCUCUCGAGGCUUGGGGAAAACUCUGGAUGAGAUGGCGGUCACGAUCCCUCAUGACAUCUAUGUGUUCGGUACGCAGGAGAACUCUGUGUGUGAUAAGGAAUGGGUGGAAACGAUCCGCUCCGCCCUCAAGGAAUGCACAGAGAUGGACUAUAAACCGGUUGCAGUGCAGACGCUGUGGAACAUUAAGAUCGCGGUGUUGGUGAAGGCGGAGCACGAGAACCGCAUCAGUCACGUGGGAAUGUCCAGCGUCAAAACGGGGAUCGCAAACACACUCGGAAACAAAGGAGCAGUGGGCGUGUCCUUCAUGUUUAAUGGAACAUCCUUUGGGUUCGUUAACUGCCACCUGACGUCCGGCAAUGAGAAAAUCCACAGACGCAACCAGAACUAUCUGGAUAUCCUGCGUCAGCUGUCGCUGGGCGAUAAACAGCUGAACUCCUUCGACAUCUCGCUGAGAUUCACGCAUCUCUUCUGGUUCGGCGACCUCAACUACCGGCUGGACAUGGACAUCCAGGAAAUCCUCAACUUCAUCAACAGGAAGGAGUUCGAGCCGUUGUUGAAGGUGGACCAGCUGAAUCUGGAGAGAGAGAAGAACAAGGUCUUCCUUCGCUUCGCGGAGGAGGAGAUCACCUACCCCCCCACGUACCGUUACGAGCGCGGCUCGCGGGACACGUACGUCUGGCAGAAGCAGAAAGCCACCGGGAUGCGGACCAACGUUCCCUCGUGGUGCGACAGAAUCCUCUGGAAAUCGUAUCCUGAGACGCACAUCGUCUGCAACUCGUACGGCUGUACAGAUGAUAUCGUCACCAGUGAUCACUCUCCUGUGUUCGGCACGUUCGAGGUUGGCGUGACGUCUCAGUUCGUCUCUAAGAAAGGUCUGCCCAAGUCUUCAGAACAAGCGUACAUCGAGUUCGAGAACAUCGAGGCCAUCGUGAAGACCGCCAGCAGGACCAAGUUCUUCAUCGAGUUCUACUCCACGUGUCUGGAGGAGUUUAAGAAGAGCUAUGAGAACGACACUCAGAGCAGUGAUAACGUGAACUUCCUGCGCGUGGGCUGGUCGUCCAAACAGCUGACGACACUGAAGCCCAUCUUAUCCGACAUCGAGUACCUGCAGGACCAGCACCUGCUGCUCACCGUCAAGUCUCUGGAUGGAUACGAGUCAUACGGGGAGUGUGUGUUGGCGCUGAAGUCGAUGAUUGGCAGCACGGCGCAGCAGUUUCACACGUAUCUCUCUCACCGCGGCGAGGAAACGGGAAACAUCCGCGGAUCCAUGAGAGUCAGAGUCCCGUCAGAGAGGAUGGGGACCAGAGAGAGACUCUACGAGUGGAUCAGUGUUGAUAAGGACGAGACUGGCGGAUCGAGAGGCAGAACUCUUCCUCCCAGAGCCACACACGAUUACGUCAAACCGUCCACCAGCAGGAAGUUAGGGUCAGCUGACCUCGGGAAGGUUUCAGAGGAGGGAGACAAGAGCAUCACAGGGAGAAACACACACACACACUCCUUUAAAGAGGACAGCACACAGAACAGACUCAAACAGGACCCGUUUGAUGGCGACGCCACAACCUGCAAGAACAGCUUCAAUAACCCCGCCUACUACAUUCUCGAGGGCGUUCCCAACCAAUCAGCAGUCCUGGCCACCGAACAGCUCCCAGGCUCCGCCCUCCCUCCACUAGCCAAUAAAACAGCAGCUCCUGUGGGGAAGAACAAGCCUCCCAGUGGGAGUUCGGCUGCGGGCCGCUGGCACCCGGUUCGGCCAAUCAGCGAAGAGGGAUCUUCGGAAGACGACGGGAACGUCGGGACUCACGUCGCGUCACUCAAUCGCCCUCCGCCAGAUUUCCCUCCUCCCGCUUCCAAAGAAAUCCCUGAAAACUCAUUCGGAAAACCGCGAAUGUUUCCGGACCUCGCCGACGUCAAGAUCCCGUCCAAACCGCUGUUGUCUCCCUCUGGGGGAGGAGGCGUGGCCUUCUGUCUGGAGGCUCCGCCCAUAUUGAACCCUAGCUCUGCCCCUUUCCGCCGAGGAGGCGGAGCUUCUGCACUAGACGACCAGUCGUGUUCCGUUCUACAAAUGGCGAAGACGCUGAGCGAAGUGGAGUAUCCGUCCGGGAGAGAAAGGGGCGGAGUCGGGAAAGAAAGGGGCGGAGUCGGGAAAGGGGCGGCGUCUUCUCACAUGAGAGGCUUGACUUUCCCACCGCGAUCCAUACAGGAGGAGAGCAUUGCUGAAGACCUGCCAGAGGAGGGCCUGUGGCACGACGAGGGCAGCAGUGUGUCAGUAGAGGACAGUGUUGGCGAGUGGCUCCAGAGGCUCGGGCUCCAGCAUUAUGAGGAAGGGCUUCUGCACAACGGCUGGGACGAUCUGGAGUUCCUCAGUGACAUCACAGAGGAGGAUCUGGAGGAGGCGGGCAUUCGUGACCCCGCCCAUAAGAAGAUCCUAUUGGCCAGUCUAAAACAACAGCAGCAGCAGCAGCAGAAGUGGCGCUGCACAUCAUUAUCAUCAUCUGAGAUAAUUCAAGAGGAAACAGUUCAUAUAUCACAUGAAAUCCUCAACUUCAUCAACAGGAAGGAGUUCGAGCCAUUGUUGAAGGUGGACCAGCUGAAUCUGGAGAGAGAGAAGAACAAGGUCUUCCUUCGCUUCGCGGAGGAGGAGAUCACCUACCCCCCCACGUACCGUUACGAGCGCGGCUCGCGGGACACGUACGUCUGGCAGAAGCAGAAAGCCACCGGGAUGCGGACCAACGUUCCCUCGUGGUGCGACAGAAUCCUCUGGAAAUCGUAUCCUGAGACGCACAUCGUCUGCAACUCGUACGGCUGUACAGAUGAUAUCGUCACCAGUGAUCACUCUCCUGUGUUCGGCACGUUCGAGGUUGGCGUGACGUCUCAGUUCGUCUCUAAGAAAGGUCUGCCCAAGUCUUCAGAACAAGCGUACAUCGAGUUCGAGAACAUCGAGGCCAUCGUGAAGACCGCCAGCAGGACCAAGUUCUUCAUCGAGUUCUACUCCACGUGUCUGGAGGAGUUUAAGAAGAGCUAUGAGAACGACACUCAGAGCAGUGAUAACGUGAACUUCCUGCGCGUGGGCUGGUCGUCCAAACAGCUGACGACACUGAAGCCCAUCUUAUCCGACAUCGAGUACCUGCAGGACCAGCACCUGCUGCUCACCGUCAAGUCUCUGGAUGGAUACGAGUCAUACGGGGAGUGUGUGUUGGCGCUGAAGUCGAUGAUUGGCAGCACGGCGCAGCAGUUUCACACGUAUCUCUCUCACCGCGGCGAGGAAACGGGAAACAUCCGCGGAUCCAUGAGAGUCAGAGUCCCGUCAGAGAGGAUGGGGACCAGAGAGAGACUCUACGAGUGGAUCAGUGUUGAUAAGGACGAGACUGGCGGAUCGAGAGGCAGAACUCUUCCUCCCAGAGCCACACACGAUUACGUCAAACCGUCCACCAGCAGGAAGUUAGGGUCAGCUGACCUCGGGAAGGUUUCAGAGGAGGGAGACAAGAGCAUCACAGGGAGAAACACACACACACACUCCUUUAAAGAGGACAGCGCACAGAACAGACUCAAACAGGACCCAUUUGAUGGCGACGCCACAACCUGCAAGAACAGCUUCAAUAACCCCGCCUACUACAUUCUCGAGGGCGUUCCCAACCAAUCAGCAGUCCUGGCCACCGAACAGCUCCCAGGCUCCGCCCUCCCUCCACUAGCCAAUAAAACAGCAGCUCCUGUGGGGAAGAACAAGCCUCCCAGUGGGAGUUCGGCUGCGGGCCGCUGGCACCCGGUUCGGCCAAUCAGCGAAGAGGGAUCUUCGGAAGACGACGGGAACGUCGGGACUCACGUCGCGUCACUCAAUCGCCCUCCGCCAGAUUUCCCUCCUCCCCCGCUUCCCAAAGAAAUCCCUGAAAACUCAUUCGGAAAACCGCGAAUGUUUCCGGACCUCGCCGACGUCAAGAUCCCGUCCAAACCGCUGUUGUCUCCCUCUGGGGGAGGAGGCGUGGCCUUCUGUCUGGAGGCUCCGCCCAUAUUGAACCCUAGCUCUGCCCCUUUCCGCCGAGGAGGCGGAGCUUCUGCACUAGAUGACCAGUCGUGUUCCGUUCUACAAAUGGCGAAGACGCUGAGCGAAGUGGAGUAUCCGUCCGGGAGAGAAAGGGGCGGAGUCGGGAAAGAAAGGGGCGGAGUCGGGAAAGGGGCGGCGUCUUCUCACAUGAGAGGCUUGACUUUCCCACCGCGAUCCAUACAGGAGGAGAGCAUUGCUGAAGACCUGCCAGAGGAGGGCCUGUGGCACGACGAGGGCAGCAGUGUGUCAGUAGAGGACAGUGUUGGCGAGUGGCUCCAGAGGCUCGGGCUCCAGCAUUAUGAGGAAGGGCUUCUGCACAACGGCUGGGACGAUCUGGAGUUCCUCAGUGACAUCACAGAGGAGGAUCUGGAGGAGGCGGGCAUUCGUGACCCCGCCCAUAAGAAGAUCCUAUUGGCCAGUCUAAAACAACAGCAGCAGCAGCAGAAGUGAGCCAAUCACAAUCCAGACCGGACUGAACUUUGCACUGGUAGAAUUUUACCUGGUUUUAAUGGUAGUUUGUGAUAUUAUUUAAACAAGUCAAUGUGUCAAAAGGAUGUUUCACUACAGCCCCAACUUCCUGUCGUCUGGAGGAAGUGACAUCAGAACAUUCCGGAAGUGUUAGUUAUUACUAUCAGUUUGUUUUUCGUGCAUGUUUCGUGACUUUAAAGGAAAGGGAAAUAAGCCAAAAUCAGCCGUGACUUGAAGCAGUUUGCGCAUCCGUGUGUUCGUAUGUUCGUGUGUUUGUGUGUCAACCCAAGGGAUGUUCGUUUCUCUCGGUUCAGUGCGUCAUUUACAAUCUCCUCAUCCUGCACAGAGGUUUGGUGUGAGUGAGAGAUGCUAUAACACACUGCUCUCACCAGGUGGCGCUGCACAUCAUUAUCAUCAUCUGAGAUAAUUCAAGAGGAAACAGUUCAUAUAUCACAUGUGAAUCUUUUGCUGAUGUGAGAUUCAAAUGCUGAUGAAUUUCUAGAAGAGUUGAGUGUGUUUCUCAAUCUCAAGAUGAGUUUAGUUCUUUUAAAUGAAGCGCUCUGUGGAAACGCAUGUCUUCAUCACAAUAGCUUUGUGUGUUUUAUUUAACAGACUUUAAUGUUAUAAUAUGGGUGUUUCUCCUAAAAUGCAUGUAGCGGAAUUAUUCUAGAUAUCAAUUAUUUGUGUAUUAAGUUUUAACUUAAGAAGUUUUCCCCCUUUCAUUCAUUUAGUUGCCACAUAAUCGUUUUUAACAGUUAAACUCAGUCGUUAUAAGUUAAUAUUUGUGUUUGACUGUUAAAUGACUGUCCUUUUAAUGUUUGUUCUUUUCUUUUGCAGUUUAAUAAAAACUACAAUUAUGUUCAGUA